This is a messenger RNA of Benincasa hispida (wax gourd), 1436 nucleotides long. Lineage: Eukaryota; Viridiplantae; Streptophyta; Magnoliopsida; Cucurbitales; Cucurbitaceae. The record is from RefSeq and is a predicted model, not a curated record.
UUCUCUUACACUUCCUCCGGCAAUAUCAUUAUCCAUUCAUCAAAAUCAAACCCUCAAUUUUUCACUUUCCGGGAAAAUCUCCCAAUUUUCUCAAGAAAAUUUCCAGUACCUUCUCCUUCAUGAACCCUCCUCUAUAUAGACCUGUCUCUCGCUUCCACAUGUCCUUCAUCUCCCAUUUCUCCUCUUUAUUCUCCCCUUUUCCCGACCUUCAUCCCUCUCCCAUGGCCGCCGCUUGCCUUCCCCUUUCUUCCGAACCAAACUCCUCUCUCAAAAUCCUCAAAUUCUGCCGACCCACUUUCUCCGAUCAUCUUUCUUCCUUACCCAUUUCCCCAAAUCCCCAAAAAACCCACGAUUCUCCUCUUUCCCCUUCCCCUGACUCCGAUCUCUGGUUCUUAAUCCGUCAAGAAGCUCGUUCCGAUGUUGAAGACGAACCCAUUUUGUCAAACUAUUACAUCACUUCUAUUCUCUCUCAUGCUUCCAUGGAGAAGGCCCUGGCGAAUCAUCUCUCGAUUAAGCUUUGUAAUUCUAGUCUUCCGAGUUCGACUCUGUUUCAAUUGUUUUCUGAUGUUUUGACUGAUGAUGGAGGUGACAUUUUGCGAUGUGCGAUUAGGGAUUUGAAAGCGGUUAAAGAAAGAGAUCCGGCUUGUAUUAGUUAUGUGCAGUGUUUUCUGAAUUAUAAAGGGUUUUUAGCUGUUCAAUCGCAUCGAAUCGCUCAUAAGCUCUGGAAUCAAGGGAGGAAAGUUUUGGCGAUGUUGAUUCAAAACAGAGUGUCUGAAGCUUUUGCUGUUGAUAUUCAUCCUGGUGCGAAAAUUGGAUGUGGGAUUUUGCUUGAUCAUGCUACCGGUGUUGUCGUCGGCGAAACGGCGGUGAUCGGAAACGAUGUGUCGAUUCUUCACCAUGUGACUUUGGGUGGUACCGGGAAGGAUUCCGGUGACCGUCACCCGAAGAUCGGAGAUGGGGUACUGAUCGGAGCUGGAACUUGCAUUUUGGGGAAUAUUAAGAUCGGCGAUGGGGCGAAGAUUGGAGCUGGGUCGGUGGUGUUGAAGGAUGUGCCACCGCGGACGACGGCCGUCGGGAAUCCGGCGAGGCUAGUCGGCGGGAAGGUGAAUCCGAUUAAGUUGGAUAAAACUCCAAGUUUCACUAUGGAUCAUACUUCUCAUAUAAGCGAGUGGUCUGAUUAUGUUAUAUAGAGAUUUUUUUUCCCUUUUUUUUAGUUCUUUGUUCUUCAUUUUAUGCCAUUGAAUUGAGAGUUGAAGCUCUAGUUUCUGGUAAUAAUGGCUGAAAGAGAGAGAACACAAAAAGGAUAAUAUAGUUUUUUUUUUUUUAAAAAAAAAAAAUUUAAUUUCUCUUUUGGUAGGAAAAAGAAGGAAUCCCAAUUUGGGAUUGUGGGAGUUGAAUUUUAUAUCCAAUAAAAUAGUUGAAUUUUUCUCUUGGUU